AUUUUGAGGACACUCCAAGGGUUAAAGCUAGAUUCUUAUAGAGACUGUUUCUCACCUUUCUAGCACCUCUUCCAGCUACAUCAUUUCUGCCCUUUCUUGUAAAGGCCAACAAUUCCGAGCCACAGGCAGCUUGGUCUGAAACACCGACCUCUCUGUAUGGGAGGAGGCACUUUUGACAGUGUCUUGGUAGCCUUCCACAUAAAUGAGUGCAUGGUAGACUUUUUUCUUCGUCAAAGUCGUAGAGCGGAAGGAGUCAAAUGGCGUUAACCAGCAAGAGUCUAUCCAAACAUGGAGGCCAUUACCAUUUUGAAUAUUUUUUCCAGAGUUGGGGUGCAAACAUCUGUAAAACCGUCUUAUCCAUUAGGGUGUGGUAAUUUAAGAACUUCAUUUACCUAGUAACUUAAUUGACAUUCUUCUCGUAUAUGAUGCAUUCUAUGUUGCAUUACCUGUGCUUUACAUAUAUAUCACCACUAUACAAUGUGGAUAAAGAUUGUUGGGGGUGAAAGCUAUAUAUAAGAAUGAAAGUUUCUGUUAUAUUGAUGUUACCAACCAUUUCUUUCCACAUUUAUCUUUUAGAGUUUUUACUAAAUUGAAGAAAAUGUUAAGAGGUUAUCAAUUCCUGCAAUUUACUCAAUCAAAUGCUGGAAGGAAUCCAGAUAAAUGGUGAUUGUAUUAUUAUAAUUCUUUUGGUCACCAAAUUGCUUAGUCUACUUGCUCUGCAAUAUGGGUUGUGUGGUUUUCUUGUCGUCUAGCUCUGGGCUUUAGAAAAUGAUAACAGAGUCAUAAACUUGAUGACUAGUUUUCCUGUGCGCUGCUAUUGAUGAGUAACUGAUAAGCAGGUUCGGAUAUGAGUGCUUGCAGAUCAUUCAUUGAAGUUAAAAUUGCAGUGCACUGUCUGUCUGUCUGUUUGGUGAAAUUUAGACAAUGAUGUGGGAGCCUUUCAUUUAAUUUAGACAUACAAUGACAAGAAUCCACGCGGACUAACCGCCAAAGACGUGAGCAUUGCUCUGACAAGAACUUUAAUUCUGCUGAUGCAAAUAAUAAGUAUUUUAUAGCAGAGUAAGAAGAAUAGACAAAUAUUAAUCACUAAAGUCCACUUUAUUUGAUUAUACUAAUUACAUAAUUAUGGAGUCUGGAAGAGUCCUUUAAUUGGAAGUUGGAAGUUUUGUGAGGAUUACGUAAUUACGAGGGGGUCCAUAAAUUAUUAACUAUUGACUCUCAGUAGGCCCUCAAUCAAUAUCAAGCACGAAGCCAAAACCCCAGGUAACAGUUAGUAUUAGUAUAUAUAUUAGUAUAUAUAUAUAUAAUAUACAUAUAUUUAUUCUACCUGCCGAGAGCUCAUUCAUAUGAUCGAAAUUUGAAAUUCACAAGGCACACAGACAGAUAUUUCAGGAACAGCACUAUUUUUAGGAAACAAUUAAGUAUGAUAUGUAUAUAGAAAGUAAAAUAAAUACUAUUAAAAGGGCUUAUCCAAGUAUGCAUGGGGCACCACUCGAGUUGCUUGUUCCCCUUCUUAGUUCUUAAGUAGCUUCACAGCUCCAUGAAAGGGUACUCAUCAAUUUUCCCCCUUUUUCUAAAUAUGCAAGCGAAUUGCAGCUUCCCAAAUCCCAAUAUAAAGGAAGGUAUCAUUAAUAAACAGAUCAAGCUAAGAAGAGAAAGAGAUAGAGCUAGUAAUUAAGAAGAUGACGACGGAGAUUAGUUGUGGCACUAAGGAGGCGUUGAGAGAGAUGCUCCGUCCAUGCAUAUCCAUGGUGUUGGUGGAAGGAUGUAUUAUAGGAUUGACUAUAUUGGCGAGCACAGCCAUGGCCAAAGGGAUGAGCCCUUACGUUUUUGUUGUUUAUACCAAUGCUCUUGGAUCAAUACUUUUACUCCCAUUUACCUUCUUCCAUGAUAGGAGUAGAAAUGGAGAGCCACUCUUGACUUUCCCACUUUUUAUUCGACUCUUCGUCCUUGGUUUCAUAGGGGUGACCAUUGCACAAAAUCUGGCAUUUGUUGGGCUAAGUUACAGUUCUCCCAUAGUGGCAUGCGGCAUGGCUAAUCAGAUGCCGGCUUUCUCUUUCCUUCUGGGACUCCUCCUCAGGACAACAAAAUUUGACUGUAAGAGCUCAGGCAGCCGAGCUAGAUUGAUUGGGACCCUAAUAUCUUUCAGUGGAGCUGUCUCCCUCACUCUCUACAAGGGCCCUACAGUCAGAAAUCAGUCGUCGUCUCCCUCGCUGGCUUUUCGGGCUGCGCCGAGGCUGUUGGUUUUCACUUCAACGCAUGAAAAUUGGGUUCUUGGCUGUAUUUUAUUCGCAGCUGCUUCUUUCACUCUGGCCAUCUGGAAUGUUGUCCAGGUGGGGACUCUCAAAAUGUGUUCAAAAGUGAUGAAGAUAAUCUCUCUUUAUAGCUUGUUUGGAACCCUACAAUCAGCUGCACUUGCUAUGUUCUUAGAGAGAGAUCCCAAUGCGUGGAGACUGGACUUCAACUUUGAGCUCCUGAUUAUCAUUCUAACUGCAGUCUUCAGCAGCCUGAUUCGAAUCCAUGUUCAGAUGUGGUGUACUAGGAUACGAGGCCCUAAUUUUGUCCCCAUUUUCAAGCCUUUUGGCAUUCCUUAUGCCAGCGCCUUUGGCAGUUUUUUCUUUGCUGACACUUUCCAUUACGGGAGCAUGAUGGGGGCAUUAAUUUGUGGGGUGGGGUAUUACACGGUGCUGUGGGGCCAAUUCAAAGAUGAAGAGACUAGUAUGAUUGAUAAUAAUUACAAGGGCAAGAUUUCUUCCAUGGAUGAUGACAAAGUCCCUCUAUUGCAAGAUCAAGAAUCUCAAGUUUGAUGACAGACGUACGUACUCAGAAGACUUUGAAGAAAGUGUACAUCAGCUGCCCUGCAGUUAAAAGAGGAUUCUUGAUCGUCUUGUAUUUAUUUGGUUUUGGCUGUGGUUGUGGUUGUGGUUUCAUUUUUUUCUUUUUUUUUUUUUUUUUUUUUUUAUAUAAGAACCUGAACAUAAUUGGUUGUAUAUCCCAGGAUUUGGAAGGGUUUAAUUUUUAGGACCCUCCAUCCACACGCACAUAUAUAUAUAUAUAUAUAAUUUGUGAGAAAAGUCUCUCAGAUUUCGUCCAUUAUAUUGGAUAAUUGUUUUCGUUGACUAUUACAAAGCGUG
Messenger RNA from Andrographis paniculata, 3134 nucleotides. Its product is annotated as WAT1-related protein At1g70260-like. Lineage: Eukaryota; Viridiplantae; Streptophyta; Magnoliopsida; Lamiales; Acanthaceae. The coding region runs from base 1683 to 2807 and encodes 374 amino acids. The record is from RefSeq and is a predicted model, not a curated record. The transcript has 8 exons. Gene Ontology annotation, molecular function: transmembrane transporter activity. Gene Ontology annotation, cellular component: plasma membrane.